AUGGAUAUUGUCCUUGAACUCUGGGACACCUUCAUUGGUGAUCGUCUCUAUUCAACUCUGGUGCCGACCUCGCUCUCCUCGUCCAUCUCGCUUCCUGCUUUUGCCAAUGCCGCCAACAGCUCGCUCGCCCUGUUUGGCGCCUCCGAGCCCUUUGUCUAUGAGCCGGCCACACAACUCCUCCACCUCGAGCCGUCGAAAUAUGCCUAUCUCAGCGCAUGGCCGCGGAAUAAUGCCUACCGCCAGUUCACCAGUUUCUUUCUAAUCACCUGGAUAUUCGGGUUGGUGGUAUACUUCGUGGUUGCGACGCUCUCGUACCUCUUCGUGUGGGACAAGGAGACUCCCAAGCACCCCAAGUUCCUCAGGAACCAGAUUUCCAUGGAGAUCAAGCAGGCCAUGUCGGCCAUGCCGCCGAUGGCGCUGCUGACCGCGCCCUUCUUUCUCUUGGAAGUCCGCGGGUACGCCAAGCUCUAUGACACCGUCGCAGACGAGCCGUUCCCCUUCUACAGCAUCCUGCAAUUUCCAUUCUUCAUCUGCUUCACCGAUUUCUUCAUCUACUGGAUCCACCGGGGUCUGCACCACCCACGCGUCUACAAGACCCUGCACAAGCCUCACCACAAGUGGAUCAUGCCCAGCCCAUUUGCGUCUCAUGCCUUCCACCCCUUGGACGGUUGGUCCCAGAGCAUCCCCUACCACGUGUUCCCGUUUCUCUUCCCGCUGCAGAAGCUGGCCUACGUCUUCCUGUUCGCCUUUAUCAAUCUUUGGACCGUCUUCAUUCAUGACGGGGAGUAUGUGUCCAACAGCCCGGUUGUGAACGGCGCCGCCUGCCACACGAUGCAUCACUUGUACUUCAACUACAACUAUGGCCAAUUCACCACGCUCUGGGAUCGCAUGGGUGGCAGCUACCGCAAGCCCAAUGAAGAGCUCUUCCGACGCGAGACCAAGAUGGGCCAGCAGGAAUGGCAACGGCAGGCCAAGGAGAUGGAAACCAUCCUCAAGGACGUGGAGGGCGAUGAUGACCGCAGUUACAUGACUUCGGCCGAGGCGAAGAAAAAGCUGUGA
Molecule: messenger RNA, 1059 nt
Organism: Penicillium lagena
Lineage: Eukaryota; Fungi; Ascomycota; Eurotiomycetes; Eurotiales; Aspergillaceae
Product: sterol desaturase family protein
Exons: 2
Coding region: 1-1059 (352 amino acids)
Biological process (GO): lipid biosynthetic process
Molecular function (GO): iron ion binding; oxidoreductase activity
Source: RefSeq, a predicted model, not a curated record